UGCAGAUAACGCUCAAGGUCAACAGUAUUUAACUAUCAAAUAGGUCAUAAUUUAUGCGGAUACAUAAGUGACUUAGUGGGUAUACAUAAAAGAGUUUAGUCAAUGGUAAAAUGAACUUUGAGAACACCCCUAUCGAUACAGCAAAGAUGGCGGCUUCCAUAGGAAAUCUCGGUGGAAAAGUUGCUCUCAUUACAGGUGCAAGUUCCGGGAUCGGAGCAGCGACCGCCAAAUUGUUCUCUAAACUCGGAGCAUCUGUGGCACUGACUGGCAGAAAUGAAGUAAAUUUACAGCGAGUAGGUCAAGACUGUAAGAAGCCCUUACUUAUCCCCGGUGAUCUAUCGAAGGAGAGUGAUACACAGAGGGUUCUGGACACUACAAUAAGUCAUUUCGGCUCUCUUGAUGUUUUGGUCAAUUGUGCAGGUAUCCUUGAGCUGGGAAAUAUAGAAAAUACUACAUUAGAGCAAUACGAUAGAAUAUUCAACAUAAAUGUAAGAUCAAUAUACCAUCUCACAAUGCUUGCAGUUCCUCAUCUUAUUAAAACUAAAGGCAAUAUAGUCAACGUUUCCAGCGUGAAUGGUUUGAGAGCUUUUCCAAACGUAUUAUCUUACUGUAUGUCGAAGAGUGCCGUCGAUCAAUUUACCAGAUGUGUUGCUUUAGAACUUGCGAGCAAAAACGUUCGUGUAAAUGCUGUCAAUCCCGGUGUCACCGUUACAGAAUUACAGAAACGAGGCGGUCUUGAUGCCGAUGCAUAUGCGAAGUUUCUGGAGCGGUCAAAAGAGACGCAUGCGCUAGGUCGACCAGGUCAACCGGAAGAAGUAGCAUCAACAAUAGCGUUCCUAGCUUCAGAUAGCGCGUCCUUUAUCACAGGUGCUACUGUACCAGUAGACGGAGGCAGACAUGCAAUGUGUCCAAGAUAAACACCUGUAAUUUUUACUGAGAUUACAAGUGUAUUUUUACGCAGAUUUCAAGCAUAUUUUUGCUUUACCUUAUAGUAUUUCAAACAGACUUUUUAAACAGUUAUUAUUAUAUCAAUGUAUAGAAGUUACAGUAAUUUUAGAGCAUGAUUGACUUUGAAAAAGGAAGAACUGUGACUUCUUUAAUCCAAGAAAAUUAUUGACUGUAUUAUUUUGUGAAUAAAAUAUAAAAGUGCCAGUAAA
Ruditapes philippinarum (Manila clam) is the source of this 1157-nucleotide messenger RNA. Its product is annotated as 3-oxoacyl-[acyl-carrier-protein] reductase FabG-like. The coding region runs from base 111 to 917 and encodes 268 amino acids. The record is from RefSeq and is a predicted model, not a curated record. The transcript is spliced from 10 exons. Gene Ontology annotation, molecular function: oxidoreductase activity. NCBI's taxonomy places the organism in Eukaryota, Metazoa, Mollusca, Bivalvia, Venerida, Veneridae.